Chlamydomonas reinhardtii is the source of this 2320-nucleotide messenger RNA. RefSeq lists its product as uncharacterized. The record is from RefSeq and is a predicted model, not a curated record. NCBI's taxonomy places the organism in Eukaryota, Viridiplantae, Chlorophyta, Chlorophyceae, Chlamydomonadales, Chlamydomonadaceae. The transcript has 8 exons. Bases 110 to 2095 code for a protein of 661 amino acids.
CAAGCAACUGAGCAUUUGGUAGGCUACAGUAAUAUUCAGAGGGAGGGACCAGCAUAACACUUGUGCCGACGCAAUUGUCCCCCCGCACCCACUUUUGUCACAACGCGACAUGCUAGGUUAUAGGAAUGGUUGUGACUAUGAAUGUGGCGGGAAAUUGUGCGCACGCCGCGCGCCAGGCCCGUGUGUGCGGCCCUUGUUGUCGGCCGUGCAACACCAAGUCUCGCCCGGUGUCGCCCGGUUGUUGCCGGUCAGCAGCACUCUGUCAUACCAACACGAAUUGACAUUUGGGCUGGGCCAGGGGCGUCGCACAGCAUCACGAACCAUCGCGUGCGCUGCCGCCACAACACCCGCCCCGGCCUCUCCCAGCCCCGCCCCUCAGCAAUCCUCACUCUCUCACAACGUCAGCGAGCACGACGAAUCCAGCAAUGCUGACAAGGAUGGCGAUGAGGACCUGCUACCUGUGACGGUGCUGAGCGGCUUCUUGGGCGCGGGCAAAACCACGCUGCUGAGCCACAUUUUAUCCAACACGGAGGGCCUGCGGGUGGCUGUGCUGGUCAACGAUAUGGCCGCGGUCAACAUCGAUGAGGCGCUGAUAGCGGAGAAGGUGCACGUAGCUGGCGAGCAGUUGGUGGCGCUGUCCAACGGUUGCAUCUGCUGCUCCAUCCGCGAGGACCUGGUGCGGGAGAUCCGGAAGCUGGCGGAGGCGGAGGCGGAAGCCGACGUGGAGGAGCUUGGAGAGAAUGACAGCAAUGGCAGUAGCAGCAGCAGCAGGAGUAGCAGUAGCAGUAGCAAGGAGGGCGGCGGGAAAAAGGCGCACAAGCGGCGGCGGCGAUUUGACCUGCUGGUGGUGGAGAGCACGGGCAUCUCGGUGCCGCUGCCGGUGGCCGCCACGUUUGAGUUUGCGGACGAGCAGGGCGCCAGUCUGGGGCAGGUGGCCCGGCUGGACACACUGGUCACCGUGGUGGACUCGGAGCGGUUCGUCUCCUCCGUGCUGGCGGCCGAGUCGCUGGCGGAGCGGGGGCUGGCGGCGGACGAACACGACGACCGCACCGUGGCGGACCUGCUGGUGGAGCAGGUGGAGUUUGCCGACGUGCUGGUCCUGAACAAGACCGACCUGGUCACGCCGCACCAGGCCGACCAGCUGGAGGCGCUGCUGCGGCGGCUCAACACCAGCGCCAAGAUCCUGCGCACCAGCCGGGGUCGCAUCGCCGCCAGCGAGGUGCUCAACACGCGCCGCUUCGACCUGGGCACUGCGCAGCAGUCCGCGGGCUGGGUGGCGCUUCUGAAUGAGCACGAGGCGGAGCGACUGGCCGCCGCGGAGGCCGCAGCCGCCGCCUCCACCUCCUCCUCCUGCUCCUCGGGCGAAGAGGCCGGGGCGACGCAUGCCAGCACCUCCGGCCACCACGACCACCACCAUCACCACCAUCACCACCACCACGACAACGACCACCAUGGCCACGACCAUGAUCAUCACCACCACGGCAGCGGUAGCGGUAGCACCCGCAUGACUGAGGCUGAGAAGUACGGCAUUCGCUCCUUCGUGUACUUCGCCCGGCGGCCCUUCCACCCGCAGCGGCUGCUGGACAGCGCGCUCAGCCGCAGCUGGGAGGGCGUGCUGCGGACCAAGGGUUUCUUCUGGCUGGCCACGCGGCACGACGUGAUGGGCAUCUGGCAGAGCGCGGGCGGAGCAUGGCAGAGCGAGCCCGGCGCUCGCUGGGCCUGCCUUCUCCAAGACGACGACCCCACCGCCGCCGCCGCCUCGCCUGAGCAGCAAGACACGUCAGGCUGGGACCCGGUGUGGGGCGACCGCUGCCAGCAGCUGGUUUGGAUCGGUGUGGAUCCAAUGGACGAGACGGCGUUGAGGGCCAUGCUGGACGGAUGCCUGUUGACGGAUGAGGAGAUGGCGCUGGGGCCGGAGCGCUGGGCGGAAGAGCUUGAGGACCCGCUGCCGCCGUGGGCGGUGGAGGGCGAGGAGGAUGAGGGGGAGUGGGAGGAGAUGGAGGAGGGCGAGGCGGGGGAGAUGGAGGACAUGGAGGAAGGGCAGCAGCAGGAGGAGGUGCUGGCGAGUGGAAAGCCGGGCAAGGGCCGGUCGUAGGGCGUUGGGCGGCAAGGCAGGUUUACGGGCCUUCAUGCGGUGUCUCAUCCCGUCGUGACAGCGACAGGGGGGCAUGGUGUGUGGUAGAGACAGGGGAACACCUCGCCUUAUUGCAGCCGCCAUAGAGCGGCGCCGGCCUUACAGGCUGUUACAUCCCGACCGUUUACGUCAAUCGGUUCAGGAGAGAAUCAGGCUCAUAAGAGGCGGGUGUAACUACGCAACCCA